Messenger RNA from Cryptotermes secundus, 2186 nucleotides. It is a transcript of the gene Ttc26, whose product is annotated as intraflagellar transport protein 56. The record is from RefSeq and is a predicted model, not a curated record. The coding region runs from base 459 to 1943 and encodes 494 amino acids. Gene Ontology annotation, molecular function: protein binding; intraciliary transport particle B binding. Lineage: Eukaryota; Metazoa; Arthropoda; Insecta; Blattodea; Kalotermitidae. Gene Ontology annotation, biological process: intraciliary anterograde transport; intraciliary transport involved in cilium assembly. The transcript is spliced from 11 exons. Gene Ontology annotation, cellular component: ciliary base; intraciliary transport particle B; ciliary basal body.
UUCUAGAACUGUAUCAUUCAAUUUUACCAGGUAUUUAUCCCAAUUAUUUCAUUAUAAAUUGUAAUAAUGUUGGGAACGAAGGUUUGUUCACCCGUUUAAAUAACAAAUUAACUCAAUGGUAUAGGUCGUCAUUUGAGAUCUAAUUGUUACUUACCUGGUCAAAUAAUUUUCUACGUUUACAGAUGUAGGGGUGCAUCAGCCUGUGUAAAGAAGCUCGGCAUUUGACCCUAUUCCGAGUUGCUUAUUUUUGAACUGGAUUUCAGCAUAUUUCUCAAGGAUCCACUUUGAUUUUGUCACGAUCAAAACCAGCGACAGGUCAAGGUCAGGUGGCACAAAGUCAACAGACGCAAGGCCGGAAGCAAGUACCAAAAGUUGAAGACUUCCUUGCCACCAGAGACUACACAGGAGCUCUUACUGUGCUAGAGUUUGGAGCUGGUAAAGGAAAUGCGGAAACGGAAAUGUGGAUCGGUUACUGUGCAUUCCAUCUUGGGGAUUACAAGAAGGCCAUGUCGGUGUAUGAGGCGCUCAGCCAUAACAAGAAUCCUCCAGAAGGUGUCCCAGUGAAUCUUGCUUGCUGUUAUUUUUAUUUGGGCAUGUAUCCUGAAGCUGAUAGGACACUGCAGAAGGCAGUGAAGUCCCGUCUGAAGACUCGACUACAGUUUCACCUUGCGCACAAGCUGGGGGACGAGAAGAAGCUGAUGGAAUAUCAUCAGGAACUUGAAGAUGUGAUAGAGGAUCAGCUGUCUCUGGCAUCAAUACAUUAUCUACGAUCUCACUAUCAAGAGGCCAUUGACAUCUAUAAACGCAUCUUGCUGGAUAACAGGGAAUACUUGGCACUGAACGUGUAUGUCGCUCUGUGUUACUACAAGUUGGACUACUAUGACGUAUCACAGGAAGUGCUUGCUGUGUACCUGCAGCAGUUCCCAGACUCGGCGAUUGCCAUCAACCUGAAGGCUUGUAACCACUUCCGUCUGUACAACGGCAAGGCUGCUGAAACUGAGAUGAAAUCCCUUAUGGAUCAGAGCUCAUCGUCAUUUAGUUUUGGACAUGACCUGAUUCGUCACAACCUAGUGGUGUUUCGGGGGGGAGAAGGUGCUCUUCAAGUGCUCCCUUCCUUAGUGGAUGUUAUUCCUGAAGCUCGACUCAAUCUUGUCAUCUACUACCUCAAACAGGAAGAUGUGCGGGAGGCAUACCAGUUGAUCAAGGACCUGGAACCAGCUGUACCACAGGAAUAUAUUCUGAAAGGCGUUGUCAAUGCUGCCAUGGGCCAGGAGAAUGGUUCAAGAGAACACGUGAAAAUAGCCCAACAGUACUUCCAGUUGGUUGGCAGCAGUGCCAGCGAGUGUGACACCAUUCCCGGUCGUCAGUGCAUGGCUUCAUGCUUCUUUUUGCUGCGUCAGUUUGAAGAUGUUCUCUUAUAUCUGAGUUCAAUUAAGAGCUAUUUCUUCAAUGAUGAUAGUUUCAACUUCAACUUUGCUCAGGCCCAGGCAGCCAAGGGAAACUACAAGGAGGCCGAGGAAACUUUCCUAAUGAUUCAGAAUGACAGGCUGAAGAAUGACUAUGUGUACAUCAGCCAUUUGGCUCGAUGCUACAUAAUGAACAAGAAACCUCAGCACGCGUGGGAACUGUACCUCAAGAUGGAGACAUCAGCCGAAUCGUUCAGUCUCUUACAGCUCAUUGCUAACGACAGUUACAAGAUGGGCCAAUUCUGGCAUGCUGCAAAGGCAUUUGACAUGCUAGAGAGGUUGGAUCCCAGCCCUGAGCACUGGGAAGGGAAGCGGGGAGCAUGCGUUGGGGUGUUCCAGCGAAUUGUUGCAGGUCAGCAAAACAAGGAGCUGCUAACAGAAGCAAUACAACUGCUGAGGAACACAGCCAACUCACAGGUCGAACAGAUAAUCCGAGUCAUGAAACGUUGGGCCAAGGACAACCGCAUAAAUAUCUAGAUAAGUAGCACUCAAUAUGCUGUGCGUCAUAUGGCAUACAUUCUGCAAAUCCUUACUCUAUUAUGUGAGUCUUUAAAUCUACCAAUGCAAUAUUUUGUUUACUAUUUAUUUUUACUAGUGUUUAUUUGUACAUACUGAUUUAUUGUUUGCACAUGACUAUCAUGGGAUAUGCGGUAGUGUAGUUGGUUGAGGCACUAUGCGACAAGCUGGAAGGUCACAGGGUCAAGUCCCAAUGAGGUCAUU